Molecule: messenger RNA, 3201 nt
Organism: Aspergillus uvarum CBS 121591
Lineage: Eukaryota; Fungi; Ascomycota; Eurotiomycetes; Eurotiales; Aspergillaceae
Exons: 2
Coding region: 1-3201 (1066 amino acids)
Source: RefSeq, a predicted model, not a curated record
AUGGCGGGACAUCUGGAAAAAGCACUAGUCGGAUCACGUCCAAGUCCGCCUGAGAUUUCUAACCUGGAAAUACGAAAUACAUGGUCGGGCAAUUUCGAUGAUCCAGUCGCCGUAAGAAUCUCGCUGGAGGUCCAGUGUCUUCCCAACACGCAGGUUCAGCUUCUGAGCACCAAGCACUCGGGCAUCUCCCUCAUCAGCACUUCUGUAAACCGCGUCCAUUCCCGUCAUUUCGGUUCGAGCGAUCAGUCAAGAUAUGAAUAUCGUCCUCCCAGUCCCCUAUUUGCUUUCUCAUCAUCGGUGACUGAGAAUGAAGAUAAUGGAGAGGAAACUAAGCUUGACUCGGGAAAAUCGUCUGUAUUCAACGCGGGGCAUGAGGUCAGCGACGUCGGCGCUCCAAAGGACGUUGGGUCACCUAGCAACGAUCAGGUUUGGGGGUCCAGAUCUUGUUUUGGUGCAGACAGCCCACGUUUAGAAAGACUCCGAGUUACACGUCUGAGGACCACGAGCUUUCAAGAAGCACGCCCACGACAUGCAUCUCGUAUCACUCCCCCACUCGAAUCGCCGCCCAUACGUCUAAACCUCGCUCGAUCUGAGGACCGGAACAGCGGCCAGAACCUGGGGAAGCGAAGCGCUGCGGAUGCGUGUCUCCCGAGUUCGGCAUCAGACACGGAGAGUGAAAAUCCGAAUGACAAGGCAGUGGGACGCGGGGACACCUCGCACAGUGUUGCUUCUACCGGUCUUGCUCGCAGACACAAAAGCCUGGCGAGAAGUCCGCUUGCCGAAAAGAUGCAGAGGUCGAGAGGCAAGCUCUCCACAAGCUAUUGCUCCACUCAUUCGAGUCGAAGCUCUAGAUCCACACCAAAGAUUGAGAAGCCAGUCGAACCGGUGCUCUCAGAUACAUCAUCCGAUGCUGGCCUGUGUGCUUCGAGCUACAUCGAGGUUGCGGAGAAUGACCUUUCAAACACCACGGCCACUCUUAUUGAUCGCGAGGAAGUAGCUGAAAAUACCGUGUUGCCUACGGAUAACAAACUGGACUCUGGUAAUGGCUCAAUCUUCCCGGUAGAAGAUCUUGAAGAAGCAGUUGUCAGCAAUGCUCUGCCUACGGACAAGCAACCGGACUCUAGCAAUGACUCGAUCUCGCCGGCAAAAGACAUCGAAGAAGCAGCUGUCAAUAACGCUCUGCCUACGGAUAAGCAACCAGACUCUAGUAAUCACUCGAUAUUCACAGCAAGAGACAUCGAAGUUCUAGAAAAGUCCCUUUGGGAGCACGAGUCCUGGAGGCAUCAGAAAGUCCGUGUCGAUAGCCACCUUCCACCCAUGGAAACAGUUCCAGAGCAUAUAUGUAGUCAAGCAGCUCCAACUACUCCCCUCAAAGAUAAGCAACGGUCACUGUUCGGUAGCACAGACGGAGCUGCGGACAUUGAAUCGAUGCACGAAUCUUUGCACAGUGACGAAACCCCCAAAGAAUCUCGCCUUCCACUCACAAGUUCUGAACACGAUGGGGUGACCACAGAAGCCCAAAGUCCCGUCACAAGCUCGACCUCUGUCAAGCCUGGAUCCCCAGAGCCUACCAUCCCGGAGCAUCCAACCAUUGACUCUGAAAAACAACCCAAAUUACCCCAGCCGGAGGUAUUUGGUGACCCGGAACUGACUCUCAUCAAUGAUAUUUUGUUUGUCAAAAGCCCUCCCAACAUAACACCGGUGCCAUACAAGAUGGUUCUCACCUUGACCGUCAAACUUCAGAAAGGGACGCCAAGUGGCUGGAGCUAUCUGAUUAUUCCGGGGUUGCCUAGGCUGAAAAAUGGGGAAAUAGGGGUUCUGCUCUUUCAGAUUCCGGCAGACCACGGUCUUGAAUUUCGAGUCACGGACCUGGGACGAUAUAAGAUGGUGGAGAAUUGCUUUCUGGCCGAGUUGGUCUAUUGUGGAGACCUGAUGAUACCUCUUCGCCGGUGUAAUCAGAACUUCUACGGGAUUAUCAAAGGUUUCACUGUGGACCAAGAGAUCAAAGCGGAGAUUAUGCCUUGCUCUGGCACCGCAGAGGGCACUAAAGACCAGCAGAAUGCUAUUUGCAUUCGAUACCAGGCAUUCUGCUCGGUGAAGCUCCACAAUCGUUGCUUCUGUGCUGAGAGAUGCUGUGUUCUACUAUCGAUAGAUGGUGGGCCAGAAGGCUUCUUUCGAACCGAACUUGACACUCGAAAGACAGGGCUACAGGUAGUUCAGAUCGCACCGGAACAUGACACGCCUUUGGGUACCUCAACCCUACAAAUCAUUUGCAACCCGAAGAACUACGAGAUGCUCUGUAUAAGCUGGACGGUCAAGCUCUCCCACAACGACAACAAGAAAGCAAGCAGCUGGCUUCCUAGAGUCUACCCUGGACCAUCUGGUUCGAAUGAUCGUGCUAAGCAUUAUCUCAGAUACACUCACCUCCAAGGCGAUGAAUCCCCUGCUAAAAGUGCAGCGAAUCACCAUCCUGGAGAGUCUCCCAGUAAGAUGACGCCUGAAGAUUCCGAGGCUGGCUUGCAGACACAGGAGCAGCCGCUGGGGCAUUUAUCGCAGUUUGAAGAGUCUGGCACUGCAGAUGCUUCUCCAGUGGGGAAAACGGAAGAUGUAGCGAACAUUGGCGAAGGGGCCUCCCGAAUGACGACAGGAGAAGUCAUGGGCGUCGGUGAAGAAGCCCGUGGUGCAGCUAGUGAUGUGGAUGGUGAGGAGAUAAUACAACGUGGCGAAGAUGCGAUAGCUGGUCAGAAUGGAAAGCACGCGAGUCUUGCAACGAAGGGCCUUGUUGUGGUGUUUUGCCUGGGGGUUGCUGUGGGUGGCAUUUUUGCCUCUGACAACACAUACGCCAACGCUCUCAGUCGUUCAUUCCGAGGCUCUUCGCAACCACCUGCCAUCAUGAAUGAAACGGGCAUUGAUUUGACUAGCGAGGUGAGCUCUGUGGGGGCAAAUGAGAACCACUCUCAGCAGAUGUUCCAGCUGAACAAUACUGAGUCAGUCGAAGGGGAUGGCAAUUUGUCGGAGGAGCCGACUGAGCAGGAGCCUGUUGCUGCAGAGGUCGAAUUGGAGGAGCUGGGAAGUGGAGCAGACGACGUCGGAGAGAAGCAGCAGCCACACCAUCCACACCAAACCCGCUCAUUCCGGGACCAGGUGGAUUACUGGCUGGGUUGGCGUGGGCCGAUUGUUCCCAAUGGUGACCAAGUGUGA